UGCAGCACUGUGGUCAGACUGGACAGGGCCGUGCUGCACAGAGCCACGUUCUCUAUCUGAUAUCAAGAUGGACCAGGAAGAAAUGUUGGCAAAGCUGAAGAAGGACAUUCGUUCUUUGCUUAUUUCGUCUAAGUUUGGCUUAGAGGCUGAUCGGCUAAGGCGAGACUAUGUGACCAUGUUGGGGCAUCCCAUGCCCUUAAAACAACUGGGCUUCAGAAACAUCAUGGAUAUGGUGAAGGACAUGCCUGACGUUGUGUCGGUUAACUUCAGGGUAGAUGGCAGCAUUAAUUUGAAAGCUAUAGGCGACGAUUCAACCCGAAGCAUCCAGGAGCUGGUAGCUAAGCAGCGCACAUCAAAGAAUGACAAGACGUUCAAGAGGGGAGGGGUCAGCUACUUCUCCCCCCGGUACUGUUACAAGUACGCCCCUGUAUUUCUUCCCAGAAGAGGCCGUGUUCCUCCGCCUGUCCCUGCCCAGCUGAGGGCUCAGCUACGCAUCCUGCUCAGCCAGGGUCCCCUCAGGUUAUCCGACCUGGAGUCUAGCUACCUGCGCUGCUUCGGCCAGCCGCUGCGUGUCCACAACUACGGCUUCUUCUCCACUGGAGAGAUGCUGGAGGGAUUGGCAGACCUGCUCUUUAUCCAGCAGGGCAGGCAGGGCUCAGUACUGACCCUGAGGGAACAUAUGGUGCCAAAGCCAAUGUUCAAACCAUAUAGCACCCCUAAGAGGACUGGACUCAUUAAUUCAGUAUCCCCUAGAAAUGACAUGCCAACCUCCAAAAGGCAAGAUACCAGAGCUCCGACACAAACAAUAUCCCAAGCUAAAGUCCAAGUGAAGCAGAGUCCCCCGAAUCAGCGCACCCAUGUGAAUACCUUUUUCCCUGUUCAAAAAGAGUCAACGAAUGUCAGUAACAUGCCACAGGUGGUAGAGAAAAACCGUGAAGUGGACCCAGACCUCUGUCAGGAAGGUCAGCUCUUUCAGAAACGUGUCCUCAAGCUGGAGGAGGAGCUUCGCCUGCAAAUACUUGAGAAUGGAGUCGCUGGCUCCAUCAGUCGGGAUCUGAAGGACAAGCUACGAAAGGUUGUAGGUCAGAGCAAUGGUGGAUUAUCUGUGCACGAUCUGCCUGCUGAGUACAAGAGGCUUUUUGGGGAGGACUUUCCACUGCUUCAGACCGGCUUUGUCAGUGUCACAGAACUAGUCAGUGCCAUGGGUGACACCUUCAACCUGAAACCUGUAGUGGGCAACAAUGUGGACUGGAUAGUCAUGGACAUGCAGGACUGUGAUGAUACACAAUCAGUAGACUCAAAAGCGACUUUAAUGAACAGUUUGAAGUUGCCAGUUAAGAGCUACUAUUUCAGCUGUGGAGAGUCUCCUUGGGAACGCCAACUGGAAGAAGACGAUGAGAAAUCCACAGCAGACGAGAAGAAAGAGGAUCUAGUAGAGACCAAUACCACUUUGAAGAGCACCACAAUGGUCCCCCCAGGUUUGGACGAGGGUGGCCUGGAGGGGUUUCGAGGGACCGAGCUUACCGCCCCAGCCCAAACUGCCAACGAGCCGCCUCGCAGGCCCGUGUGCGUCCGACGACAACCUUGGACCUACAAACAUCCAUGA
Molecule: messenger RNA, 1606 nt
Organism: Notothenia coriiceps (black rockcod)
Lineage: Eukaryota; Metazoa; Chordata; Actinopteri; Perciformes; Nototheniidae
Gene: tdrd5
Product: tudor domain containing 5
Exons: 10
Coding region: 68-1606 (512 amino acids)
Source: RefSeq, a predicted model, not a curated record